Molecule: messenger RNA, 1506 nt
Organism: Aspergillus niger
Lineage: Eukaryota; Fungi; Ascomycota; Eurotiomycetes; Eurotiales; Aspergillaceae
Exons: 4
Coding region: 1-1506 (501 amino acids)
Cellular component (GO): nucleus
Source: RefSeq, a predicted model, not a curated record
AUGGACCACUUCGACGCAGGCUCGCUGCGCUCCUACCCAUCCACUGUCGCAUUGGAUAAUUGCCCUCCCUCAAACGCGAUUUCGCCAUGGCGGUCAUCCUCCUCUUCCGCUCCCACCAUUGAAGAUGAAUCGCGAGAGGGGCACAGGCGACGGCCCAGCGAGAUCCUCCUGGGAUUCCCUCGCCCUCCUAGCCGUGCACAUGUCGCAACGAAAACCCUCAUCUCGAGGCCUUCUAUCAAGACGCUUCGUAGGAAUUUUAUGAUUCACGAGCUGCCCCUUCUUCAACAGCCGAACCCGUACUAUGACGAAUCUGAAGAGUUCAAUCCUGUCUAUGACCCUGGCUUAUCCUAUGAUCUGAUUGCACCAUCGCACGAUACAAACGAAGCUCCGCCGCUUCAUGACCUUGAGCGUCUCGCUGAUCUCGUAUUCUCAUCGGAGCAUAUGCUCACCAUUCUGAACAACCCGCGCUAUCUUGCGCAAUUUCGCGAAUUCCUGCUUGAGGAACGUCCCCGCUCUCUCCAUCGGUUGACUUAUUAUUUGACGGCGCGCAAGGCUCUCAAGGCAAUAGACUACGCGAACGGCUUGGUGCGAUGCGUCGUCGAUGAUGCUCAGCCGAAAUCAUCAACGUCGGGGUUGUUAGGACAGAAGAUCGGAGAGAUCGCCCACCCGGCACUGCAACAACGAGUACAGGAGGCUCUCAAGGUACUCACUGACGAGGAACUCCCUGCAUUUAUUACCUCGCGCUGCAUCGGCAUUACCAGCCGGGUAGUGGAGGAAAGGGUCAGGGGGACCUUACCGAAAAGAUUUCAAAGAACAGACGAGGAGAAGGGGUUGGCGGAGGUAUUCUGUCUUACGGAUCCAUCGAGGCGGGACAAUCCGAUAGUUUUUGCUUCGGAGGAAUUCCAUCGCACGACACAGUAUGGAAUGGACUACGUGCUUGGUCGGAAUUGUCGGUUUUUGCAGGGACCAAAGACAAAUGCGAAUAGUGUGAGGAGAAUUAAGGAGGCGAUAGAAGCGGGGAGGCAUCAUUCAGAGUUGUUUCUGAAUUACCGUCGGGAUGGCUCACCAUUUAUGAAUCUCCUCCAAUGUGCUCCACUAUGCGACAGCCAUGGCAGAGUGCGGUACUUUAUUGGUGCUCAGAUCGAUGUUAGUGGAUUGGUUAUGGACGGCGUCCAGAUGGAAUCGCUGCGAGAUUUGCAACAGCAACAGAUGAGAGAUGGUGUUGAAGUGACAGAUGCACCCCUUGGGAUCCAGAAAGACGAGUUUCGUGAUUUGAGUGAGCUAUUCAGUCCACGCGAGUUGAAGGUCACCCAAGAUAUUGGAGGAAGUCUCUUCCAGCCGGUGACUUCUCCGGCAUUGCGCAAUAGCUCCCGGACAAAGUGGUCUGUUGCCGAUGGCGAGGAUUCUGUUGAGCCGAAGGCGAAAAGAGAGACAAGCAUCAUGACAGGUACAGCGUUGGUGGGCGCUUACGAGAAUAAUUGGGAGCAGUGCAGCAGUCAGGGAUGA